AUGAAGUUUAGUCUUUCGCUCGUGGCGCUGGCUGGUCUGGCUGCCUCUACUCCUGCUGGUCUUCAGGAGCGACAGCUCUCCGGAGGAGGCAACGAACUCCGCGAUGGCUCCUGCAAACCCAUCACCUUCAUCUUCGCCCGUGCUUCCACCGAGCCCGGUCUCAUGGGGAUCUCCACCGGCCCAGCCGUCUGCAGCGACCUCAAAAAGGCGAAAGCCGGACAAGUAGCCUGCCAAGGCGUGGGGCCCAAAUACACCGCGGACCUGAUGUCCAACGCUUUGCCCGACAACACGUCCCCCGCGGCGAUCGAAGAAGCCGUGGGCCUCUUCAAGCAGGCUGCGUCCAAGUGCCCAGACACACAGAUCGUCGCCGGCGGCUACAGCCAAGGCACAGCCGUCAUGGACGACUCGAUCAAGAAGCUCCCGGACGACAUCAAGGACAAGAUCAAGGGCGUGGUGCUGUUCGGAUACACGCGCAAUGCCCAGGAGCAUGGCCAGAUCGGCGACUUCCCUAAGGACAAGGUCAAGAUUUACUGCGCGACGGGCGACAUGGUGUGUGACGGGACGUUGAUUGUCGGGCCUGCGCAUUUCACGUAUAUCGCGAACACCGGCGAGGCGAGUAAGUGGCUCGAGGGCAAGCUGGAUUCGAGUAGUUCGAGCUCCUCGUCUAGCUCCGGGUCCGGAAGCUCGACGUCGUCUGGGUCUGGAUCUUCGUCGUCGCAGGCUGCGUCGUCGAGUAGCUCGGGGUCGAGUGAUAGCUCUUCUUCUGGGUCGUCUGGUCUUGGGGGCUUGGGAUCGUUGUUCGGUGGCGGCUCUGGCUCGAGUGAUAGCUCUAGCGAUGAUUCUUCGUCUGGAUCGUCUGGCGGUCUGGGAUCUUUGUUCGGUGGUCGUUAAGAUGCUUGGAUGGGCAAUGGGUUGAGGUUGAGGUGGAGGUUAGAGUGGGAUGAGUGGGAUGGUGGUUAGAGUGAUUGAUGUUCAUGGCUUAUGGUUAGAUGGGUUUGUUUCUAUGGUGCUAGGGUAG
Aspergillus steynii IBT 23096 is the source of this 1018-nucleotide messenger RNA. RefSeq names its product cutinase family protein. The record is from RefSeq and is a predicted model, not a curated record. Gene Ontology annotation, biological process: carbohydrate catabolic process. The coding region runs from base 1 to 891 and encodes 296 amino acids. Gene Ontology annotation, molecular function: cutinase activity. Gene Ontology annotation, cellular component: extracellular region. NCBI's taxonomy places the organism in Eukaryota, Fungi, Ascomycota, Eurotiomycetes, Eurotiales, Aspergillaceae. The transcript has 3 exons.